AUGAAAGAAUUUGGUAUUUUAAUUGCAAAGACAAUAAUUAUGCAAGCUACAAUAAAUGAUGCAUUUUGUGAUGCAUUCUUCAAGUUACUUUGUGGAGAAAGAUUCGAUUGGACUGAAAUUGAUAAAAGUUAUGCAAAUAUGUUCAAUAAUCCCGAGAAAUUGAUUGGAUGUGAUCUUGCUACCUUUAACCUUGGUGAUGGAGAUAUUACUGAAGAAAAUUGUCAAUAUGUUUUAGAACAAUUCAAGGUUGAAAAUUAUUUCAAAUAUGUUCUUGAAGAUUUUAUCCAAGGCUUUGGUACUGUUAUGGCUCCAAGUGCAUUAAAAUUGUUUUCAUCUGAAGAAUUAAAGCAAAUCAUUUGUGGAAACAACAAAUACAAUUAUACAAUUGAAGAUCUAAGAGAGAGCAUUGAUUGUUCGCAAGGUGUAACGCCUAAUAUUCAAAAAUGGCUAUUUGAGAUAUUAGCGGAAUUUGAUCAAGAAACUUUCCAAAAUUUCCUAAAAUUUGUUACCGGAUCUCAAAAAUUCCCUCAAAACGACUUGAAGAAACUCAAUCCUAAGAUUAGCUUAGAUAAAGGAGACCAAAAUCUUGAAGCUUUCCCAACUGCAAAGACUUGCAUGAGAAGAAUCAAGAUCCCUGACUAUCCAACUAAAGAAAUCUUGCGUGAAAAGCUACUGUAUGCUAUUUCUAACAUCGACAAUAUGCAGUUUGGUUAUGAUUAA
This is a messenger RNA of Trichomonas vaginalis G3, 720 nucleotides long. Its product is annotated as negative regulation of histone ubiquitination. The transcript has a single exon. The coding region runs from base 1 to 720 and encodes 239 amino acids. The record is from RefSeq and is a predicted model, not a curated record. NCBI's taxonomy places the organism in Eukaryota, Parabasalia, Trichomonadida, Trichomonadidae. Gene Ontology annotation, molecular function: ubiquitin protein ligase activity. Gene Ontology annotation, biological process: proteasome-mediated ubiquitin-dependent protein catabolic process; protein polyubiquitination.